ACUUACUUUUUUCUUCGAUUUAGUAGAGGAGUCUUGGGGAUUCCGAUAUGAAGCGAUGAAUCAUGGAGUAAUGGAUAAAAUUAGGCGUACUUCAAAGUCCGGGAUCUGUUGUUCUCAGUGAGUUCGAUCGAUUAGAAGGAGCCAAGCCACAUUACAUCCUUUGUCGUCAACAUUGUGAAAACGAUACUCAGGUGAAAAACAGGAAAAAUUGUAAUCAUCAGACCGAAGCAGUGGUGGAAUACCUGAUGUCUGGAUUAGAGGGAGACCUUGCCUGAAUUGAACUUGGUUUUUAUAAAUAGCUGCUGCAAUCCCAGCAGAUUCUGAUGAGGCUGGAAGCACUAAAUGCACAUACCUAGUUCAGCAUAUUAUGGAAAUAACUGCUAUCAUAUCAUUGGCGUUAGAUUUGUCCAAUAAAAAUA
This is a messenger RNA of Acanthoscelides obtectus, 419 nucleotides long. NCBI's taxonomy places the organism in Eukaryota, Metazoa, Arthropoda, Insecta, Coleoptera, Chrysomelidae. The record is from the annotation of a GenBank genome assembly.